CAACUUCCGCCGCCCAUGCUCUCUUGGCGACAAGACACUGUCCUGAGUAGUUCCGCCGCCCACCCUGUGGUCCUGGAAGUUGGAACCUUUAAUGCCUGUCCUAUAACUAGAGGCUGCUCCUAACUUCCCUUUGUCUAUCUGUUGUUGCUCUGUUAUCCUGCUGUCUGUCCUACAGUAUAUGUGGUACUACGUACAACCGACUGGCACACACAACCCUACAUUCCACAGGCAUAUUCCACAGACAUGUACUGAACGGACUGACAAACGCAACAACAUUGACCGUUUGAGGAAAGGAUGCGCUCAACUUCCACGUACAUGUCACCAGAACAUGACUCUUCGUCUUUGAAUCCAACCUCGAUUACCAUCGUGGACGAUACUACAACCACCACCACCACUCCUCCAGAAGACUAUUACACUCCAUUCGCAAAGCAGCCGCACCACCACUUUUCGUCUCACUCCCCUCCCGAUCCGAUUACUAGUACCAACUAUUACAAUUACUAUCCCUCCUCGCCGGAGACACGUAUCUCCAUGUCCGGCUCUUCGACCGGCUCGUAUUCGAUACCACCACAGCGCAACGGGAAUUGGGAUUCGGCCCUUGCAAUGUCGUCGCCUCCAUUAUCGCCGCCGGCAGCUGUUUUGGAUCCGCAUAUAGAAGCGUCGAGAAUAGAAGCGGGGCUUAUCUCGCCUGAUACCUAUAAAAAAGGAAAAUGGUCUGCCGAGGUCUCCUUGUCAGAUGGUGGGCAUGGACAUGGACGAAACUCCUCGCGCAGUGUUGUCCACGAUGCGCCAAAUACAGUAACGGUAUAUACAACGACAUCAGAUGAUAAAGAGGGUGACCGGAAUCGAGAGCCGAAUGCUGUUUUAGUUUUGCUCCUCCUCUCCGGCCCAAUCCCAUUCUUCUCACUAUGCACCUCCAUCUACACCUUUUUCGCCGUCUUACUCGUCAUCUUCUCAUCCCCGCUCCGUCUCUGUCCACCCACCUCGUUCUUCCGCUCAACCACCUUCUCAACCCAACUUUGCAAACUCCUCGCUCCGGCGCUACGCAAACACGACCGACUCGCUCAAUCUAGUUCUUCACAGGAUUACUACUACCCCCAUUACGACAACUCAUCAAGCAAUUCAACCGACCCCUUCUCAGCAUCGGGGUUGAUUCUUGUGUUGAGUCUUGCUCCUUUCCUGUGCAUGGGGUUGUGGCUUGCGGUGUGGAUAGCUGCAUUUUUCUGGAUUUUUGCCAUGAUUCUUGGAAAUCCAGACGGCACGGAAAAGAAAGAUGAUGGUCGUGCGGCUGUCUUGGGUGUUAAUAGAUGGUGGCAGACGUGGUUGAGAAAGAGUCGAAAAUCUCAAUAACCUCUUCACUGCAACCGUGGAGAAUGGUUUGCUUCAUUAUAUUUUAUCAUGACCAGUAUACUGCAGCAUUUCAGGCGUUUUGUUUUUCUUGAUGGGUUUACUUCGCAUUUUGGCAGGCAUAUCAUUAUCAUCCGGUUUUAUUCGAUCGGAUUUGGGGAUUAGGGAUGGGAAAUGCACAUACACACGCGUUACUUGGUUUACGGAAAGAUAUGGGUGGGCAUCAUGACUUUAUUUUCCUUUUCUUUUCAGUCGGCGGACAUUUACUCGAAGUAAAAAGGCUAUAGAUGAGGAAUGUAUAUUUAGGAGAUUCAAAGUUUGAGAUACCAAUUUACUAUUAUGAUUGACUUGAAGAAUUUUGGACAUGGUAACUAGAGCUGCAGAAAAGUGUAGUCAUCAAUAUGUAGUGUAGUAACUUAGGGUAUUAACACAACCAAACAUCAAUAUGGCAAUUUUUCCCUCCAUGCAUUCUUUUCAUCUCAUCAUUCAAUUUUUUAACUUUCCUUUUUAUGAAUCCUGAAGAUCAACGUCUCCCUCUUCCCCUAGACCUAGCUACAAACCCCCUCCCACUCCCACUCCCACUCCUCCUCUUUUCAAUCCUUCCCUUCGUUUUAUUCGUUGCUGUCGACGCGCCGUGCGAUUUCGGUACACCUAAUCCUCUCCGUCCAGCCGCGAUUCCACCCGCUUUUCUUUUCACGUCAUUAUCAACAACAUCAUCCUCAUCGUCGAUAUCCAUGCCAUCUGCAUCCUUUUUACCGAAUUUCAGGCGCCCCUUUUGUCCUCGUCGAACUGCGUUGGGACCACUGACUGCGUCCAGGUAUGCGUUUAUACCACCUGUGCCUGUAUCUUCUCCAGCGCCGGUCAUUUGGUAGCCCUCCUCGUCUUCAUUAGCAUUGUCGGCAUCACGCAAGAUCAGUUUUCCGUCAACGUCGACUUUGGCGCCAUGUCGUUUACGGUUUUUGCCUACGCCGUUGUCUAGAAAGCGGAGGGAGGGUUUUGUGGUUGAUAUCGAUGCCAGGGCGUCUGGGGCGAGGAGAUCGAGGGGAUUUGAUUCGGGGGAUAGUUCGCGGAUGUAUUGUUCUCCUGUCGCUGUUCGUUUACCUCUUCCUUUCUGAUAUUUGCUUCCUUCUUCUUCGCUGUCCGAGUCGUCGUCCGAUGAGACAUCGGAGCCAUAAACGGCUCUAUCAAAUUCAUUCGAGAAUCCUGCCUUGGCCGUAUCGGCUUCCUCAUUGUCGUCAUCUGCACCCUCCUUCUUCUUCCUCUUCUUGCGCUCGCGCUCCUUUCGAAUAUUCACGACUAAUUUCCGAUCCGCUUCACCCACCAGCCCCUCAAUAAGAGGCGCACCGAAUCUACGCACAAGCCGGUCCAGGAUACCCUUAACUUUCGUGCGAAGACGACCCUUGUGCUCUUUACUCCAUACCAUUAGAUUCGGCACAAGAGAAUUAAGACGUGGUCGAAGCAUAUCCUCUGGUAAACAGACAACAGCGACUUUCGCGAAACCGAGGA
This is a messenger RNA of Talaromyces stipitatus ATCC 10500, 2850 nucleotides long. RefSeq lists its product as uncharacterized. NCBI's taxonomy places the organism in Eukaryota, Fungi, Ascomycota, Eurotiomycetes, Eurotiales, Trichocomaceae. The record is from RefSeq and is a predicted model, not a curated record. Bases 295 to 1347 code for a protein of 350 amino acids. The transcript is spliced from 2 exons.